GUCUGGUUUCUCCAUAGUGGUCUUCAUCCUGGGGCCCCUGAAGAUGUUGCAGGAGAUCAUGCGCCUGGCCCAAGCUCAGAACAUGACCAGCGGUGACUACGUCUUCAUCUACCUGGACUUUCUGGGGGAAAGCCUGAGCGCCGAGGGGCAUCGCGAGGCAGCCAAGCCCUGGCAGAGCAAGGAGUGCCCAGAUUUGGGAGACCUCCGAGAGGCCUUCCGGACGGUGCUGAUGGUCACCCCCCAUGUGCCCCAAACCCCUGAAUACCGGCGUUUCCAGAGCCAGCUGAUCCAGCGUGCCCAGAGAGACUUUGGUGUGGCUGUGAAUGACUCACUGGGGACGCUGGUGGCCGGCUGCUUCCACGACGUGCUGCUGCUGUAUCUCGGGGCCCUGAAUGAGACGCUGCAGGAAGGCGGAACCAAGCGGAACACCAGCCGCAUCCUGGAGAAGAUGAGGGGCCUGAAAAUCCAGGGCGUCACUGGGACGGUGAGCCUCAACAGCAACAAUGACCGAGAGACAGAUUUCGACCUGCAGGCCAUGAGAGAUGUGGAGAGCGGAGAAUUCCAGGUGGUGGCUCAUUACGUGGGAGCAGACAAGCAGAUCGAGUGGCUGGGGCCCAUCCACUGGAAGAAGGGGAGCCCUCCUCUCGACAACCCGCCCGGUGUCUUCGACAUGGAUGACCCCUCCUGUGGUAAAGGUGGGGGGUAA
This is a messenger RNA of Heteronotia binoei (common prickly gecko), 706 nucleotides long. Its product is annotated as atrial natriuretic peptide receptor 2-like. Gene Ontology annotation, cellular component: membrane. The coding region runs from base 44 to 706 and encodes 220 amino acids. The transcript has 5 exons. NCBI's taxonomy places the organism in Eukaryota, Metazoa, Chordata, Lepidosauria, Squamata, Gekkonidae. The record is from RefSeq and is a predicted model, not a curated record. Gene Ontology annotation, molecular function: signaling receptor activity; peptide hormone binding.